UCGUCGUUCCCGCCCGGUACCAACACCCCUCCAUUCACGCUGUUCCAAGGCGCGGUACUUCAGAUCAACAACAUAUCCUCGGGCGCAACAAUGGUCAAUCUGGAUUAUCCGAUGCCCAACGGGCUCUACGUGAUCCCUGACGAUCAACUUGACCUCCGUCCAGAUGCUCAGGUCGACCAAGACCUGCUGCAUCCGAGACCAGUAUCAGGUCUGAAGAACGUCUGGUUUUUCUGGCAUUCUGGAUUCUUGAACAUGCAUCCAUAUACGCAGCGCAACGUCCGGGCUUGGCAUCGCCGUUUUUCGAAGCACGGCUGGACGAUUCGUGUACUCGACCGCGAGGAAGACUCCCCUCUCAACAUCGCCAAGUACCUGGAUGUGAAGGACCCCAAUGUAUUCCCCAAAUCAUUCAUUGAGGGUGCUAUUGGAGGGAGCUAUGGCCUGCAACAUACCUCCGAUCUGGUUCGAUGGCCACUCCUGAACAAGUACGGCGGUGUUUACGCCGACGUUGGCAUGAUGCAGAUAGGCGAUCUUGACAGGCUCUGGAACAAGACUUUGGGAGAUCCUGAUUCACCUUAUGAGAUCCUCAGCUACGAUGGAGGCGAGAAGGACGGCAGGAAUUUGACGAACUACUUCCUGUGCUCCCGACCCAACAAUCCGCUCUUCACGCGCUGCCACAAACUGCUCCUGAAACUCUGGAACGAAGACGGUGGGAGGACGUCCACGGAUGGCAUGCAUGCCAAUCCCCUGCUCAAGGAGAUCCCGCACUUGGGCUACGCUGCAAAUGUCUCCAUUGAGCUGGACGGUGCAACGUAUGGUCCUGAAGAGGUGGCCAAGAUGCUCACGGAUUACAUUAUUCAGGGCCAGGUGAUCAGGCAAGUCAUGGGUCUGCAAGACGACGAGGAUGGUUGGAACGGCCCCGAGUACUGCGCGAAGCAUAUUUAUGCCAUCGAAUUCAUGGCUGGGUCACAGCUCAUCAACGAGUACACGACAUGGAACGGCGUUCGUGCUUUCGAGCUUAUGUCGCUCUCGCUGCCCAAAGAUGCGGAAGAGGAGACGCCAGACCAGAAGUGCGCGAGAGAAAUCGUCGAAGGAUGCUUGACGAGAAGUUGGGGAUUCAAAUUGGCGCAUGGUCUCAUUCUCAAGAUCUUGGGACCAACCCUCGGAUCGCUCUGGCGGCAGCAUCCUGGAUCUGAUGCUGUACCAGGCACGUAUGCCGACUGGCUGCGCAAGGCAAUGGUGUACUGGAAUCAGAAGGAGGACCCUGAGGCGAUCCCCUUCAAGAAGAUGCCGCCUACGAAGAUAGGACCUCUCCUUCGCGAAUCCUGAUUCAUUUAAAGGAAUUUAGGCAGAGUUUCUGUAGCUUGUUCCCGACUAGUUGGCGCAAAAAAAUAGAUCGUCGUUGUUCGCUCAUCUCUGGUUGCUUCAAGAACAUACCGGUACCUUACCUUGCGCAUCCAAAAAAAUUCGUGAAUUUCAUGUUUGGUGAGAAGGGGAACCACCUCCACGCCACCAGACGCGCACUGCAACAAAAUCUCAUCAACACCCGAGCCGCAAAUCGCCCGAUCAAUCAAGCAUGGAAGCAUCUCAAGAUCAACCGAUGCAGGAGGCGCCUGAAGAAGUCUCCUCCACAUUACCUGUGUCCGUCGAUGAGCAACGCGCUCUGGACCUCUACGACAAGCUGCAAGAACUUCGUCUGGAAAUUGCUAUCAUCAACGCGCAAAAGUCGCUACAAGGAGGUAAAUCACGC
Messenger RNA from Emericellopsis atlantica, 1747 nucleotides. RefSeq lists its product as uncharacterized. The transcript has a single exon. The record is from RefSeq and is a predicted model, not a curated record. NCBI's taxonomy places the organism in Eukaryota, Fungi, Ascomycota, Sordariomycetes, Hypocreales, Bionectriaceae. Gene Ontology annotation, molecular function: glycosyltransferase activity. The coding region runs from base 91 to 1326 and encodes 411 amino acids.